AUGAAAAUUUCACGUGGUGUUCGACAAGAAACAGAAGUAGACGAGUUGGAUUUAGUAUCAAUUGGAAAUCAAAUUGUUUUUGAUGAAAAUGGCAAUAAAAUUAAGUUUGGAGAUGUUUAUAAAAAACAGAAAACCAUUAUAGUUUUUACAAGGCAUCUAUUGUGUUUUAUGUGUAAAGAAUAUGUAGAAGAUUUAGCUGUGGUACCAUUGGAAUAUCUUCAGGAUGCUGAUGUAAGAAUUGUAGUUAUAUGUCCAGCACCUCAUAAAUUUAUUAAGCCAUUUCGUAAAGUAACAGGGUAUAACUAUUCUAUGUACAGUGAUCCAGAUAGAAAUAUUUAUAAAGCUUUUGGUUUUAAAGAAAAGUUGACCUCCACUACCUUGUCAAAAAGUAAACAUGUAAAGUCAGGGUUUAUAAUGGGAGUUUUGUCAAGUACAUGGAGAGCUAUGAAAGUACAGGAAUACCAGGGUGAUGUUAAACAACAAGGGGGAUCACUCAUCAUCGGGCCAGGCAAUAUUAUUCAUUAUUCACAUCUAGAUCAGAAUCCUACAGAUCAUAUGGCAAUAAAUGAUUUACUACAAAUAUCAGGUGUUCAGACUGUUAGUUUUCCUAGAGAUCCCAGAGUCAUACAAGUUUGA
Messenger RNA from Lottia gigantea (owl limpet), 636 nucleotides. RefSeq lists its product as hypothetical. The coding region runs from base 1 to 636 and encodes 211 amino acids. The transcript is spliced from 7 exons. NCBI's taxonomy places the organism in Eukaryota, Metazoa, Mollusca, Gastropoda, Lottiidae. The record is from RefSeq and is a predicted model, not a curated record.